Gossypium raimondii (Peruvian cotton) is the source of this 3032-nucleotide messenger RNA. Its product is annotated as LOB domain-containing protein 24. Bases 405 to 860 code for a protein of 151 amino acids. NCBI's taxonomy places the organism in Eukaryota, Viridiplantae, Streptophyta, Magnoliopsida, Malvales, Malvaceae. The record is from RefSeq and is a predicted model, not a curated record. The transcript is spliced from 2 exons.
UUUACCCUUUUUGAUCCCCAGUUAAUUAAAGAACCGUUGGGAAGCUCCAAAGUUUUUUGUCCGUAGAAUUUGAGGAAUCAAAAUAUAAACAGCAUUAGUGUUUCUUCCAUAAAUUUUCUUCUUGUGGUUUUGUUUAUUUUUUAUAUUCAUAUGAAAUAAAAAAGUUGCCAUACUUUCUUCUAUCCAAGUCCAAGCUCUCUGCAAAUAUGGCAAUCCCCUCCCCAUUAGAGACUUUCCCUUUCAUUUCUCAAUUUUUGAAAAAACUAGCCGUUUCUCUUUUCCGACUGCAAUUCCCUAUCCCUUUCGAAUUCCCUUAUAUAUUCUUAACUAUAAUCUUCACUAGAUUUAUUUCCGGAGAACUGAGAUUCAGAAAAUCUUUGUUGGGUUUCAAUAGAUUUUAAGCCAUGAGUUCUGGUCGUUGUGCUGCUUGUAGAUAUUUGAGGAGAAGAUGCACCCAAGAUUGCAUUCUCUCACCUUAUUUUCCCUCUAAUAAUCCCCAAAGAUUUGCUUCUGUUCAUAGAAUCUAUGGUGCAAGUAAUGUCACAAAACUACUUCAGCGACUUCCAACCCAUUUGCGAGCUGAAGCAGCAGAUUCCUUAUAUUUCGAGGCACAAUGUCGGCUUGAAGACCCUGUCUAUGGCUGCGUUGGCCUCAUAUUUCUGUUGCAGCAACAGAUACAUAGUGCAGAGAGUCAGCUAAUUAAGACUCAAGCCGAGAUUGCAGUUAUGAAAUCCCAGACCCAACACCCCCGAACUCAACCAUUCCCAGCAAUAUCCGGUUCCAACAAUUUGUUGCUACAACAGUCGGACAAUGAUGCCAACCUCAGUUUCUCCAACCAAGUUUCUUUUGGGUUUAUUUAAGAUUAAGAUUCGGUGUGUUCAAAUGUGGUGAAUAACACGAAACAAGCUUUAGUCAUCAUGCAGUAAAAGUGAUUUAUAUUAUAUGAAACUUAUGUUUUUAGGUUUUAUUAUAUGAUAGUGAUACCGUAUUCCUUGUUUUCCAGCACACCUAGCUACUCUACUCUUUUAUGUUCCUUUAAAAGCAUCAGUAUCCAUCACCUAUAUCCGAUGUUUAUCCAGAUGUGAAUACGAUGAUAUGAUCCUCCAAUGAUUCUUCAAACACAUUAAAAUCUUGGAAAAAAUUGAACAGACUCAUGUCGGACAUAGCUGAGUUAUUUAUCCUCAGUAUGAAAGCAGCUGUACUGCUUAAAUCAUAUUCCCCUGUGCUAUAGUUAUGCAGGCUCCCCUUGUUGACGACCAGUAUCACCAAAGAUAAAAUAGUCUUGACAUCUUUGCUCUAAUAUGGUUCAUUCUUGAUAGCUAAAGAAGCACUGAACCAGAUAAGAACUGGAUAAGUACAUCCAUGUACAGUGUUGUUAGUAUCUAGGAUCAUUAUACUGAGCAUUAUUAAAGUCUUUGUGAGAAUAAUUAUCAUACUCCUUUUGGAAAUGUCAUCUAAAAUUUGUCUUGUAAGUUGGGAGUUUCUCCAAUUCUGACCUGUGUGAGCGAGGACCUAAAUUAGUAAAGCAGAAUGAAUUAUUUCCAACAAUAACUGUUUCAUUCCCUCCUAAAUUAGUAUAGUCUUUGGUAUGCAUAUGGUAUAAAGUAAUAAAAAGGCUUCACAUACAGAUGUUAGCUGCCAUCAUUGGUUUCAGAAAGUUCCUCCUCUUAGUGUAAGCAUACUGCUCUUUUCUUUUUUUGUAAUCUGAACUUUGUGUUGUAUAAGCUGAGAGUUAGUUCUAUUUUGACCCGUGCAAGUGAGUACCCAAAUUAGUAAAGCAAGAGGAGUUAUUGCAUGACAGUUCUUUCCUCCAAGGUAUCUGCUACACUUUAAUUCUUUGUCAUAUAUCUGGUAUAAAGUAAUUAAAAAGGUUUCAAAUGCUGACUUAGCUACUGUUUAUCAUAUUGGUUCCUGAGAACUCUACCUCUUAUUUAUAUAUCGUGAUAGUUUAGUGAUAUAAUCAUUUGGUUUCAUGUUUAAGCUUUUAUAGCAACAGUUUUGCAAAGAUUUUUCAACAUUGAAUUCGUCUCAAUCUAGUCAGUUGCUACUCCCUUCUUACAGCUCAUCUUAGAAGUCCAGACCUAGUUUUUCUCUUAUGAUGGAAAUUUCAUUUCUCCAACAGCAAGCAGGAUAACCUGCUUUUGCAAAACUGAUGCAGAAUAAAGCAACAGGUUGCCAUCAGUUGUAAAACAAUGCAAAGCAUGAACAACAAUGAAAAUAGGGACAGAGAGUGUUAACGAGAUAACAUAUCAGCUUAAGAAUUCUGAUCAUCAGUAGCCCUAUGCAUCAUAGAAGUAUUAAUGAAGCAUGAAUUCUCUGUUGCUGUUCUGUACUUUUGCAUCUAGUUUUUCUCUGGAAUAAUAUGAACUCUUUAAAUUGAGUUAGCCGUCAAGCGCACAUAACUGAAUAGGAUUGCUGCUUUGUGGUAAUGACAUGUCUUUUGUGAUUUUGAGAUAGUGGCAUAACAGAACACAGGUUAACCUUAACAUGACCAACUGAAUUAACAAUGUCAUAUCUCGGCCAGAGAGUUAACCAUGAGCUUUUGACAGAGUGAGAGUCAAGAGUCUUAGCCAUCUAGCUAUAGUCCAAAAAUAUUUACUAAUAAACAAGUCUGGUUACCAGAAGACCCACUGCUGCUUGGAUAAAGUAAGCUAUUCCUCUUGCCAUUCAAGACUGCUGCAAAUUUACAUUUUAUUGCACUAUUCUUUAGCAUUUUAUAUUGACCCUUUGUUUUUUGUCAGAUUAAAAUUAUAAGUGUUCAUUAGAAGAUGAUGAGGGUCUUGUACAAGAGAAGGCAACAUGCGUUGAUUUUUGUACAGUUUAAGCCAGAUGGUGUUCUACUAGCUGACUCAACCCUCUACACCACAAGGCAUUGGAACUAGCAGAACUGGUUUGCGCAUUAACUUGUUGAAAUUUUGAACCCAAAACUUGAAAUCCAUAAAUUUUUCAUGAGGGAUUGAACUGUUAAAAUGAUGAUCCAUGAUACAUGUUGGUAGUAAGUUCAUAUUUAAAUGGUUGAAUCAGUUUAGGCA